AUGGAGUUUGAAAGUCGGUAAUUCAUUUCUCAAAGUGAAUUCAAUCGCAGUGAAAAGUUGACAUUAACCACAAUACAAUAAUAUGUUUCUAUAAUUGUAUUGUUGUUGGCACUAGGAGACGCUGUAAUGUUGUUUGUAAUCAAUGGAUUUGUGUUAAAUUACAUUACUUUAAGCUAUGCCAUCAUAAAUGUGCUCAUCGUUUUGAUUUGCAUCGGGACCCUAGUUUGGAAUAACUAGUAAUAGAACUAUCUGAAGACGACUGAAGAUGAAUGGGGAGAAUUAACAGAUAACUUUAACGGGAGGUUAUUAUUCUUUUUGACUAUCCUUAUGGCAAUCGCAGAGUUUGUGUUUUUUAUCUUGAUUAUCCUGUCUAGUGAUUAUAUCUAAGGACUGUACUAAUCAGAGAAGAUUGGAAACGAUUACCAGAAAUUCGAUAAAGUUGUAUCUGUUAUGAAACCAAUUAUAUUGAUAUUUUCAAUCUUAAUUGUUGUUGGAUUAACAUACACCAUACACAACUUUUAUCAGAUGACAAUCUCCUCAAUAACAAGUCGAUUCAACAUAUACCUCCUCUGCAUAGCUGCAUCCUUGACCUGUUGGGGAUCUGUGUACUUAUUGAAAGGAAUGGACAUCUAUCCUAUCAGUGCAAUUUUGAACCUCAUCAUACUGGGACUAAUUGUCUUUGCGAUCAUAUCAAACACUUGGAAAAUCAAAGGAUUGCUGAUGAUUUUGGCAGCCCUUCAAAUCCUUAUAAUUCCAGUACUUUUAGGAUUCUAAGCUCAAUACAUACGAGACUUUUAAGAAUAGCAAGAAAGUAAUAUUGCAAAUUGUUAAUAAUAAAUGAAUAAUUUAUCUGAAUCUUAUUUGUCUCAACACUCCUGUGCCUCAAAAUAUAUCAAAGACAUUUAAACUUAAAAUUGCCCUAAUGGAGAAAAAGAAUGUUCUGUAUAUUCUACAACAUGUGAUCGUGAUGCUCAAGUCUAGAGAUGGGAAGAAUAAACAACAGAUCCUGCAGAUCAUCCAUUGGGAUGCUUGAAUUUGAAUUGUUGUAAAACAGUAAGUAAUAUUUACACAAAAGAUCUGUUGAUUCUAAUAAUGCUAUCUUUGGCAACUCCAUUGUUUUUAUUUGCUUUAAUUUUAUUCGAAUUCCACUUAUCAAGAAGAACAAGAUCUGAUAAAACAUUAGGUAGAAACAUAGAAACAUUAUUCCUAUUAUUAUUCAUUGGUACCAUAGUUUUUGGAAUUCUCUUAUUAGUAAACAAUUACACACCUAUCCCAUUAAAAAAGGAAGUUAAUUUCGAUCAACCUGCAAAGGCUGUAAAAGCAAAGGAAUUCACAAAGAUCUAAACAAGAAUGUGUCAAUCAAUCACUUAAUUGGUUGGUAGCAGAGUUGAAUUAAGUAGUGAAUGUAAGUCAACAACUAAUUGUCCUUUGAAUAAAGUAGAAACUGGCAAGAAAGAGACAAAUAUCUUAUUUGGAUUGUGGGUUAAAGGAGUUUAACAAUUUAAGAGGAAGGAAGCAACUACCUAUCAAACUUUGGCUGCUGCUAAAUUCUUAUGGCCUAAUUAUGAUGGCAAUGAGUUAGACUUCUUUGCUAUAAUCGGCAAAUUGGAGUAUGUCUAGUAGUAUUUGGAUGAUGUUUAAGUGUGUUAUCAAGUGGGUUCAAAAGACCUAACCAUAAAUUUAUAUCAAAAUGUUGUCGAUAUUCCAAUUGAAGAAAAGAAUAGCAAAGUUUAUCAUUAUUCAAUGUUCUCUCAUUUUGCAGAUGCUGCAGCUAAACCAACUGAACCAAGUAAGGGAAGUCCUACUAGUCCUACUACUACAGAUAAGGGUAGUAGUGAUCCAAAAUCAUCGGCAACUUCAACAUAACCUAAAUGUGAGAUUCCUAAUUGUUAAGAAUGCAAAGACUAACAGUGUGUUACUUGUAAGGCAGGCUUUGAUAAAGAUGAUGAAAGAGGGUGUAAAUUUACAGGGAAAUUAGGAGUUAGUGAAUCUAUAUAGGUUUAAUUGUUCAAGGAAAUGAAAUCAAAGGUGAGUGGAUUUGUAGUAGGAGAAAUAAAAAAAGUAGAGGAUAAGUUAUAUACUCAAUAUCCAUUAUAAGAGGCUAAGAUUUGUUGGAGUCAGGAAGGAUUGGAAAAACCAAUUUGUGAGGUAGCAUCUCCUAAGGGAGAAUAUAAAUUACAGAUAUCAACCUUUGAUGUAGCUGAUUAUAGCACUUAACUCUUUUAACCAACAACUGGAUUAGUAACUGUGGCUGCCAUUGGUUAUGAUGACUAUGUAUAAUCUUAAGUGGUUUAAUUCUAAGAAGAAAUUAAUUUUGGAACUAUCUUGUUAAGAUCUAAUGUGACAAUACCUAAAGUUUAAGCAGCACCACCUCCAAAGAAAUAUUAACAUGAAGCUGAAUCAACAACCACUACUACUACAAAGCCUACCACAACUACAGAACCAGCCAAGCCUACAACCACAAAAGAACCAGCUAAAGAAUAACCCAAAGAACCUGCAAAAGAAUAACCAAAGGAACCUGCAAAAGAAUAACCUAAAGAACCUGCAAAAGAUUUACCUAAAGAACCUGCAAAGACUGAAGGUGGAUGUAAAAGUGGAGAAUAUUUGGAUGCUAGAAAGAAAUGUUAACCUACUGGAUGCACUAAUGUUCCAUUUUGUAAAUUCUGUGAUAAAAAUAAUAAGUGCAUUAGUUGUUAAGCAGAAUAUCAGUUAUAAGCUGAUAAAUCUUGUCUUCCAGAAAAUGGAUGUUCUAAACCUUACUCUUAAAACUAAUGUUUGAAAUGCUCAACAGACAAGGAGAAGUGUGACCAAGAUUUUUGUGAUGCUUUCUCCACUUUUGAUAAUGGUUAAUGCAAAUAAGCAUACAAAUUAUGCACUACUAAAAUUGCAAAUUGUGCCAUCUGUACUAAAGAGAACAAAUGUGCUGUGUGUGAACAAGGAUAUAAGGUUGUAAACGGAGAAUGUAAAUUAGGAGAUUUCUCUCAGAUUUUCUAGAUCAAUUACUAUGAAACUGAAGUAUAUGUUGUAGAUGUUAUGGAUUGGAAUCAUUUAGAAUCAGUCAAAGUUGAUUUGAGAGUGGGUAGUUGUGGAUCAUUUUAGGUAUAUGGAACAGCUAAGACUGAUUCCAAUGGAAAAGUUGCAUUUACUAGAUUGGUUAAGGGUUCACAAUACAAUUUAAUUGUCACUCAUCCAGAUUAUUCUUAAAAUUGCUAUGAAUUCUAAGAUAAUGAAGUUACUAUUGUCCCAUUAUCCAAGAAAUUAAAAUCUGGAUAAGUUAGAAUAGUAUUGGAAUGGCACAACCCAGAUAUUAAUUUAGAUCUUUAAUUGUCCUUUAAUCCAACAGAUACUUCAAACUGUUUAGUGGGAUAUUUAGAUAACGAAUGCACUGGAGCCAAGUUUGGUAAAUCCUCAGAUGAAGAAUAUAGUUUUGAAGCCAUUGAAAUUAAUGCUCUUGUGCUUAGUAAAUACUUGAUUUUUGUUCAAAAUUUUGGUGACAAAGAAAAUUAUUAAGAAAAGUUGAUAUCAUCAAAUGCUCAUAUCAAAUAUUAUGUGGCUGAUAAAGAUGAUCCAGCUGUCACUUUUGUAGUGCCAAAUGACAAAUAAUCUGAAAUCGUGGGAACUACAGAGGCCCUUAAAACUGAAUGGUUAGCAUGGUUAGUAGGAUGCAUAGAUGCAAAUGAAUCUGAAAUUCCUGAAUCCCUGUUUUCUUAAAAUGGUGUAUGGUGGACGGCUAGUUUAAAUAGAUGGUAUCCUGAAAUCCCUCAAAAAACUUCUCAAAACUAUUUCCCAUCACCAAAAAUUUGUGACGUUUGAUCAAAUACAAUAAUAUAUAUAUAUAUAUCAUAAACCUUCAUUAGAAAA
Molecule: messenger RNA, 3861 nt
Organism: Paramecium tetraurelia
Lineage: Eukaryota; Ciliophora; Oligohymenophorea; Peniculida; Parameciidae
Exons: 4
Source: RefSeq, a predicted model, not a curated record